Molecule: messenger RNA, 3758 nt
Organism: Manis pentadactyla (Chinese pangolin)
Lineage: Eukaryota; Metazoa; Chordata; Mammalia; Pholidota; Manidae
Gene: SLC6A15
Product: solute carrier family 6 member 15
Exons: 12
Coding region: 550-2748 (732 amino acids)
Biological process (GO): L-leucine transport; sodium ion transmembrane transport
Cellular component (GO): plasma membrane
Molecular function (GO): proline:sodium symporter activity
Source: RefSeq, a predicted model, not a curated record
GCCGCCCGCAGCCUCCCCGCUCCCCCCGCGGCCGGUCGGCGGCCGCAGCGCGGGCUGGCCGGGCACGUGGGCGCCUCCGUCACACCCUCGCUCACACCCUCACACACACACACACAUACACCCGCGCGCACGCACCCGCGCGCCUGCAUCUCGUGCUCUUUCACCGGCCGACACACGGGCGCUCGCGAGUCUCUCCGUGCCAGCGAUCCCCUCAUCCCAGCCCCAGCGCCCGCGCGAGGCAAGUAGCUGCGCCUCCCGUCAGCUCCGCGGCCUCCGGCAAAGCCCCCCGGCCCCGACCCUUUGGCCGCUGCAGCUACUGUCGGGACGUGGAGGCAGCGGAAGGCGCCCGGUGGAGACACGCGUACGGUACCUACAGAAUAUUGGAUAUACAAAUCCAGGACCCAUAAGACUUUUAUCACCUUGAAUGAAGGAUUUGUUUGAUGAUAUCUUCCUCCAUCUUUCAUUCACAUCAACGAAUAUCUUUUUUAAAAAGAACUAGCGAAUUUGCCAUAAGGGAAUUUUAAAAACUAAUACCACCCACACUUUCCAAUGCCUAAGAAUAGCAAGGUGGUAAAAAGAGAAUUAGAUGAUGAGGUUAUUGAGUCUGUCAAAGACCUUCUUUCCAAUGAAGACUCAGCUGAUGAUGCUUUUAAGAAGAGUGAACUAAUUGUUGAUGUGCAAGAAGAGAAAGAUACAGAUGUUGACGAAGGAUCUGAAGUUGAAGAUGAAAGACCAGCUUGGAACAGUAAGCUGCAGUACAUCCUGGCCCAAGUUGGAUUUUCUGUAGGUUUAGGGAAUGUGUGGCGAUUCCCAUACCUAUGUCAGAAGAAUGGGGGUGGUGCCUAUCUUUUGCCAUAUUUAAUACUGCUUCUGGUAAUCGGUAUUCCUCUUUUUUUCCUGGAACUUUCUGUGGGUCAAAGAAUUCGGCGAGGAAGCAUUGGUGUAUGGAAUUACAUAAGCCCUAAACUGGGUGGGAUUGGAUUUGCAAGUUGUGUAGUGUGCUUUUUUGUGGCCCUCUACUACAAUGUCAUCAUCGGCUGGAGUCUGUUUUAUUUUUCUCAGUCUUUUCAGCAGCCUCUACCUUGGGAUCAGUGUCCUUUGGUGAAAAAUGCUUCACAUACGUUUGUAGAGCCAGAAUGUGAAAAAAGUUCCGCCACCACCUAUUAUUGGUACAGAGAAGCACUGAAUAUUUCCAAUUCCAUUUCUGAAAGUGGGGGCUUAAACUGGAAGAUGACUGUCUGCUUGCUGGCUGCCUGGGUCGUGGUUUGCUUGGCUAUGAUCAAAGGCAUUCAGUCUUCAGGAAAAAUAAUGUAUUUUAGUUCUCUGUUUCCAUAUGUGGUACUUAUAUGCUUCCUAAUUAGAGCACUCCUUUUAAAUGGUUCAAUUGAUGGUAUCCGCCACAUGUUCACCCCUAAGCUUGAAAUAAUGCUGGAGCCCAAGGUCUGGAGAGAAGCUGCCACUCAGGUGUUCUUUGCCUUAGGGCUGGGGUUCGGUGGCGUCAUCGCCUUUUCCAGCUACAACAAGAGAGACAACAACUGCCACUUUGAUGCUGUCCUGGUGUCCUUCAUCAAUUUUUUUACUUCUGUCCUGGCCACACUGGUGGUGUUUGCGGUUCUGGGCUUCAAAGCAAACGUCAUCAAUGAGAAAUGCAUUGCAGAGAAUUCGAAAAUGAUCGUAACGUUUUUGAAGACAGGAAACAUUAGUCAGGAUAUUAUUCCCCAUCACAUCAACUUGUCAGCUGUUACCACAGAAGAUUAUCAUUUAAUUUAUGACAUCAUUCAAAAAGUGAAAGAAGAAGAAUUUCCUGCGCUUCAUCUUAAUUCCUGUCAAAUUGAAGAUGAGCUAAAUAAAGCUGUUCAGGGGACUGGCUUAGCUUUUAUUGCUUUUACAGAAGCAAUGACACAUUUCCCUGCGUCUCCCUUCUGGUCCGUGAUGUUCUUCCUCAUGCUGGUAAAUCUAGGGCUUGGUAGCAUGUUUGGGACCAUUGAAGGGAUCAUUACGCCUAUUGUGGACACUUUCAAAGUGAGGAAAGAAAUUCUUACUGUGAUCUGUUGUCUUCUGGCAUUUUGUAUCGGCCUGAUAUUUGUGCAACGCUCUGGAAAUUACUUUGUUACCAUGUUUGAUGACUAUUCGGCUACACUGCCUCUGCUGAUUGUAGUCAUUUUGGAGAAUAUUGCUGUAUCCUUUGUUUAUGGCAUAGAUAAGUUUAUGGAAGACCUAAAAGAUAUGCUGGGCUUUGCUCCCAACAGAUAUUAUUACUACAUGUGGAAAUAUAUUUCUCCUCUAAUGCUGUUAUCACUGCUAAUAGCUAGUGUUGUGAAUAUGGGAUUAAGUCCUCCUGGCUAUAAUGCAUGGAUUGAAGAUAAGGCAUCUGAGGAAUUUCUGAGCUACCCAGCGUGGGGGAUGGUGGUCUGCAUCUCUCUGAUGGUCCUAGCCAUCCUGCCCGUCCCUGUGGUCUUCCUCAUCCGUCGCUGCAACCUCAUAGACGACAGUUCUGGUAACUUAGCAUCUGUGACUUAUAAGAGAGGCAGGGUCCUAAAGGAGCCUGUGAACUUAGAGGGAGACGAUGCAAGCCUCAUUCAUGGAAAGAUAUCAAGCGAGAUGUCAUCUCCAAAUUUUGGUAAAAAUAUCUAUCGAAAGCAGAGUGGAUCACCAACUCUGGAUACUGCUCCCAAUGGACGAUACGGAAUAGGGUACUUGAUGGCAGAUAUGCCAGACAUGCCAGAUAUGCCAGAAUCGGACUUGUAGCUGGGGAAAAAAAAAAAAAUCAGUGGGCUUUAUCUGGGUUCAUUUUAUCAAUGAACAGUGGCUCUUCUAAGAGAAGCAUUAGGCCUCACUUCCCAGAGGGCGAUCUCAGGUGUUCCAUGGCUGUGAUGUUAAAUCCUAACAGUGUAUGUAAAUUCAACUAGAGCAUUCCUUUGGAUUCUUUGGUUUACAUUUGCACAGAAGGAGUUUCAGACAAGGCUUACAAUGACUGAGGUCCACAUUUGCUGGAAUUUUUAAAAAUACUUUUGGUGUUUUUUUCAAGUAUUUUUAUCUCUGGAAAAAAAAAACAGGUGUUACCUCAGUUUCUAAUAAUUUCUGGUUGUAAUAGUAUUGGCAAUUCAAAAAUGGUGUACUUCAAAAUUUCUAAGUUGGCCUUCAAGGUAACUCCCAGUAUUACAAUGAACGGUUCUGUAAGUCGGUGCCUCUUAGCACAUUUCCAUGAAUAUAUUGUGUAGAUAGGCUGUACUUAUUUUGGUAGCAAUUAUUCUUCUUAGGCAAUUAUUGAAGAAAACUGCAAAAUAUUUUCUUAUGUCAUAGCUGUAUAGAGCAAUAGUAUCAAAGAAUAAUAAGGCACUGAUGCUGGGAUGACAGUUUAAACUCAGAUGUGAUUGGGGAUCAUGUGCUUGAUGGCUGUAUAUUUUUUGUAAAAUAUAUGUGUGAAAAUGAUCUAAGGAAGAGCUGCUCAGCACUCUCAAGAAUUAUGCAGGUUCUGCAUUUUUCUAUGCCGUGUGCCUAAAAACCUACUUGGUAUUUAUUGUGGUUUCAAGAUUACUAAUAGUAUAUUUAUAUAAUAUACUGGCAAUGUGUAUAAAUGUAUAUUAUUAGUACUCUGAGUACUGAUUUGAAAACUUGAAGCAAGAUGGCAUUUUAUUUCAUACCUUUCUGUUUUGCUUCUGUUUUAUGCAAAUAUAAAUCCUUUUUUAAGUGAUUGUUAAAAUUGUAUGGCAUUACAUUUUAAGCUACAAAUAAACAAGGUAAAAAAAAAAUGGUUG